Molecule: messenger RNA, 540 nt
Organism: Trichoderma asperellum CBS 433.97
Lineage: Eukaryota; Fungi; Ascomycota; Sordariomycetes; Hypocreales; Hypocreaceae
Biological process (GO): positive regulation of transcription by RNA polymerase II
Cellular component (GO): mediator complex
Molecular function (GO): transcription coregulator activity
Source: RefSeq, a predicted model, not a curated record
AUGGCGCCCGUCGAUAGAAUAGACCACGAUGGCAUUGAGCAACAGCUCAAGGACGUCAUACAAGACUUCUAUCGUGUCAUGGUCCAAGUCUCAACAUACGACUCAAUGGGCGUCUCAAGCAAAGAAGUCUUAUCCAAAGAAAUCAAAUCUCUCUCCACCUCCCUCCAAAACGUCCACGUCGCCGCCUCCCCUCCGCACCUCCUCCCCUCCGUGCCUCCCGAACUUCUCGAGUACGUCGAAAACGGCCGCAACCCGGACAUUUACACGCGCGAGUUCGUCGAGCUCGUCCGCCGCGGGAACCAGCUCAUGCGCGGCAAGCAGAGCGCCUUUGCUUCUUUCCGCGACAUCCUCGCCGAGCAAAUGUCUUCCGCCAUGCCGGAGCUGCGAGAGGACGUGGCAAAGGUGCUGGAGGCUACGGGGGGCAAUCCGGCGAUUGCGACUGGGGGUGCGGCGGCGGCUGGGCAGAGUGGCAGUGGUACCAGUAAUCUUCCCGCGAGGCCUGCGUCAACCGUUCAGGGUGGGCAAACUGGCGGCCAGUGA